Messenger RNA from Cyprinus carpio (common carp), 3007 nucleotides. RefSeq names its product rho GTPase-activating protein 40. Gene Ontology annotation, cellular component: cytoplasm. Gene Ontology annotation, biological process: signal transduction; regulation of small GTPase mediated signal transduction; regulation of actin filament polymerization. NCBI's taxonomy places the organism in Eukaryota, Metazoa, Chordata, Actinopteri, Cypriniformes, Cyprinidae. Gene Ontology annotation, molecular function: GTPase activator activity. The record is from RefSeq and is a predicted model, not a curated record.
UCUCUUACACACAGUGUUUUCAUGCUGCGCUCAACUCUCAUCAGAAUGAUUGUGUUUCUAAGAUGGGAAACGCAAGAUUUCGAGUGCUUUUAGACUGGUGCGUAUUACAUAAGAGUGAAGAAACCUUCCGUCUGAUUAGUUGACGUAGAUGUGUGUCACAAGUCUAAUAAUCCCCACAAACUAUUCCUUCAAACAAAGAGCUCCGUUUUCCUGAAGAUUGUGCAAAUCCAAGCGAUCAGAUUCUGAUCCUGAGCUGUGAACGUCUCGGUUUGAGCUCGUUUGAGCCGGAGGAGGUCCAUGGAGCGGCAGCCACGCUUGAUGUUGGAGGUUUUGUUUAGUUUGAUUCUGAAAGUAGCUAGUUUUGAUUGCCUAAACCAGGAGGUAUGCUUGAGCGGUGGUAUAACCGUUUAUCUUGAGGUUUAUCAAGGUUUAUUCUGGCUAGUUAAAAAGCGAGUUCCUCCUGCAGAUAUUUCUCUGUUAGUGGAGCGCGUUCCUGUGUUGUGGCACUGGCCCAGGCGCGCUGCCCUCCUCUGUCCACUCUUCCUGUAGCAGGAUGCUGGCCUGCGCUGAUGUUCCUGUGCGGAGUGUUCUGGCUCUCAUGUGUUUACACGCCGAGGAGCUCACAGGCGCUCGACGCGGCUCCAGCGGCUCCAAGAUCCAGAGCAGGAUGCCGUGGGGGAAAAACACGGGUCAGUCGCGGCGGCUGGGAAAAACGUCUGGACACGCUCCUGUCAGGGACUGCAGCCUCACCGCGAUGAAUGUUGAGUCCUGGGCGGACCCUCGGGACCCGCAGCCGGACUCUCCUGACCUCCCGACCCCGCAGCAGCCCGACAGCUUGUGCCUGGAGUCCUUCUGGAGCGAAGUGGAGACCAUCCGGAGCGACUCGGAGCCGGACAGCAGCAGACGAGAUUCCCGACAGUCCGAAGACGGCGAGCAGGAGGAGCUCUGGCUGCAGGAUGCUGGUUUGUCUCCGCUGGUAACAGGUGAAGAAGAGGACGUCGAUAACGCCGUUCUGUUGUCGACUCUCACUAAGACUCAAGCAGCGGCGGUUCAGAGACGCAUCGACUCGUACACCUGCUCGCUGCGCAAGAGGAACAAAACACCAGCACGACACGUCAGAGACGUCUUCGCUUCCCCCAUUGCUCAGUCAGCAGUUGAGACACACAACAGCGAACCUGACACACACAGAAACAUGGAGAGUGUGACAAAGACACAACGAUCAGCUGUCAGCAGUCAGGAGACUCAAGGGCUGCAGAUGGAUGAGAUCUUUAUCACAGACGUGGCUUAUUGUGAACAAGCGGCCAUCUUACUGAAACAAGCCAAACUACCACAAAACAACAUUAGCCAGUGCAGGAGAGACGACGGAGCUCUGCCGCGGGUCAUCUGUCCGCAGUGCCGGCUGGGAGUGACGCGGGUGCUGGAUCUUUCCCAGCAGGACAUGAAGAAGGUCCGUCAGCUGGCUCUGAUUGACAUGACGGCGCUGUGUGACCUGCUGGGGCUCGAGGUCAAACGACACAAAACCUGCAAACGGAAAAUCCCCGAGAGCUGUUUGUUCGGCGUUCCUCUCGCCUCAUUGGUGGAGAGCGAUCAGAAGAUCAAACCCAACACUCAGAUCCCACUCUUCCUCCAAACACUUCUGUCGUUUCUGGAGAAGAAGGGUCUCGAUUCUGAAGGGAUUCUGCGGGUGCCAGGGUCUCAGGCCAGAAUCAAAGUGCUGCAGCAGAAGCUGGAGAACUCCUUUUACAGCGGUUCGUUCAGCUGGGACGAGGUCAGUCCGAAUGACGCCGCCGCUCUGCUCAAGAAGUUCAUCCGUGAACUCCCCGCGCCGCUGCUGACCGCCGAACACCUCAACAGCUUCAGCGCCGUCAGAGAUAUUGCAGACCUGAAGCAGAAGCUGCACAUGUUGAAUCUUCUUGUACUGCUGCUGCCGGAACCCAACAGAAACACACUGAAGGCGCUGCUGGAGUUCCUCAGUAAGGUGGUCCUGAGUGAGCGGCGUAACCGCAUGAACCUGUGGGCCGUCUCCACCAUCAUGGCUCCAAACCUCUUCCUGCACAAAGCUGUUCCCAGUAAACUAGCGGUGGAAGGUCCAGAGAAGGGUCAGGCCGAGCGCGCGGCCGACAUCAUGAGACUCCUCGUCCGCUACCAGGACCUGCUGUGGACGGUUCCUAACUUCCUGUUGAGUCAGGUGAGGAAGCUGAACGAGAACAGCAGCCGUCGCUACCAGUUCUACGACAAACGCAUCAAGCACCUGCUCAGGAAGAUCCACACGGACAGCAGAGACAAACCCGACAAGAACUCGGGCGAGCAGUGUCGUACUGUAAAGAUCCAGCUGGCUGAUGUGAGUUUCUCGAUGGAGUUUCGUCUCACUAUUAAUUCUCGUGCUUCAGACCUGAUGUCACAGUUUUAUAAAGAACUACACACCUCUGACAACAGCAGGGGACUCCUGAAACGAAAUGGUUCAACAACCUACCCGGACUGUGCCAUCUAUGAAGUGGGUGGGAAUAUCGGUGAACACUGUUUGGAUCCAGAGACUCAUUUGUUCGACCUGUACAACAACAACCCCGGCGGAGAGUGGAUCAUCAAACUGAGAUCGUCCAGCAGGGGGCAGUAGAGACACACCAGAGCUCUUUCAGCUCUCUCCGGGAGACCUUUGACCCCUGAGGAGGACCAGAGUUACAGCGCUGCUCUGAACACUGAGAUUCGUCUGACGCUCGCCGUUAAAGUCAUGAAGCUGGACUUCUGCAUUGUAUUUGGACUCUGUUGAUGUUGUGUUGUGCUGGUUUGAUGCUGAAGGGCCGCUUGAGAUUGUUGGAUUAUUUAUUAAGCACCGGAGCGCCGCUGUGUUUGUAGAUGUGAUGAAUGAAUGUCCGAGGUGUUGUGCUGUACAGAUCUGGUGCUCGCAGUAUUAAACACACGAUGGGAGCUAAACAUACACUCUCUCUCUCUCUCUCUCUCUCUCUCUCUCUCUCUCUCUCUAUCUUCUGUCAGCUUCACACUGUUUGAU